Molecule: messenger RNA, 962 nt
Organism: Gloeophyllum trabeum ATCC 11539
Lineage: Eukaryota; Fungi; Basidiomycota; Agaricomycetes; Gloeophyllales; Gloeophyllaceae
Exons: 3
Coding region: 45-962 (305 amino acids)
Cellular component (GO): extracellular region
Molecular function (GO): hydrolase activity
Source: RefSeq, a predicted model, not a curated record
CAACAUUCAACUUUCAGGACACCUCUGCCAUCACAGCGGACGCCAUGAAGAGUACAACGUUCUUUCCAGUCUUCCUCGGUCUCCUCUUCGCGUUAUUCGCGCAUGCUGCUUCGGUCGACAAGCGUCAGUCCCGAGGGUCACUCCAACAAGUGACCAACUGGGGCCCCAACCCGACCAAUGUGCCCAUGUAUGUUUACAUACCCAAUAACCUCGCGUCUUCCCCGGGCAUUGUCCUGGCCAUCCAUUACUGUACCGGGAGUGCCCAAGCGUAUUACCAAGGCUCUCCAUACGCGCAGCUCGCAGAGCAGUACGGGUUCAUUGUGAUCUACCCGAGCAGCCCGCGCCAGGGUGCAUGUUGGGAUGUCAGCUCGCAAGCCACACUCACGCACAACGGCGGCGGCGACAGUAACUCGAUCGCGAAUAUGGUUACUUGGGCCAUCUCCGAGUACGGAGCCGACUCAUCCAAGGUGUUUGUCACCGGCAGCAGCUCCGGCGCCAUGAUGACGAACGUCCUGGCUGCAGCAUAUCCAGAGCUGUUCCAGGCCGCUAGCGUCUACUCGGGCGUCCCAGCCGGCUGUUUCUACUCAUCUACGAACGCCGUCGACGCCUGGAACUCGACCUGUGCGCUCGGCGACGUGAUGGAUACGCCCCAGCAAUGGGGUAAUGUCGCCCGCGCGAUGUACCCCGGCUACUCUGGCGCACGCCCCAAGAUGCUCAUCUGGCAUGGCACCGCUGACACCACGUUGUACCCGCAGAAUUACUUCGAGACGAUGAAACAGUGGACGAACGUCUUUGGGUACAAUUACAACGCUCCGCAGAUAGUUGAGGUUAACAACCCGCAGAGUGGGUAUAACCGCACGAUAUGGGGCCCGGAUGUUGAGGGAAUAUACGCGCAGGGCGUCGGCCACACCGUCCCGAUUAAUGGAACACAGGAUAUGAUCUGGUUCGGGUUUGAGGCUUGA